Messenger RNA from Cornus florida, 1236 nucleotides. Its product is annotated as membrane-anchored ubiquitin-fold protein 2-like. Lineage: Eukaryota; Viridiplantae; Streptophyta; Magnoliopsida; Cornales; Cornaceae. The coding region runs from base 451 to 804 and encodes 117 amino acids. The transcript has 5 exons. Gene Ontology annotation, molecular function: protein binding. The record is from RefSeq and is a predicted model, not a curated record.
UUUUUUUCCAUCGAGGUGGGAAAAUGGUAAGAAGGCACCCAAAAGGACGUAUUUGUUGACCACCGAUUUAACAAGACUUUGAAUACUCCGAAACACCCUCUUCUCCUAAUCUCAUCUCUAGGGAUUCAUUUCUUUGAUCUAUUCUUCUUCUUUUUUUUUUUUAUACUUAUAUAUAUAUACACACACGAUUUGGUUUCCUCUACUCUUCUGUUCGGGCUAUUCAACCAAGAAAAUUGUGGAAGACAUUGGAGGACAACAGAUCAGUUUCUGAGCCAAAGUACACAAAGCGAUGAAUUCUAGAUUAUUUUGAAGGCCCCAAUUAUUUUCAAGAUAGAGGGUUACUUGAUUUGUUAUAACAAGCCUAAUUGAGGUUCUAGAUAUAUAAAUUUGGAGAAGACCUAAGUGAAGGUCCUGGGUGUUUGGAUACUAAAGAGUCUGGGAAAUUGAAAGAUGUCUGCAGUGCAAGAUCAGCUGGAGAUCAAGUUCCGAUUGCCUGAUGGAUCGGACAUCGGCCCCAAAAGCUUUCCUGCUGCUACAACUGUUGCAACCUUGAAGGAAAGCAUCAUUGCUCAAUGGCCUAAAGAGAAGGAGAAUGGUCCAAGGACUGUAAAAGAUGUUAAGUUAAUUAGUGCAGGAAAAAUACUGGAGAAUAACAGAACACUGGGAGAGUGUAGGAGCCCAUUAUGUGAUAUACCUGGGGGAGUUACGACCAUGCACGUUGUUGUUCAACCACCAGCUUUUGAAAAAGAGAAGAAAGUGCCAAAUGAAUCGAAGCAGAACAAGUGUGUCUGUGUUAUAUUAUAAAUUGUUGGUCCAGGAACUGGAAAGCUGGAAAGCAUCAUUUGCAUGUCGAUAAAUGAAAGCUGGAGUUGGUAUAGAGAUAUUGAGAUUGUUGUGCGGACUAACGAGGGGCAGUUGGUCUCGUUUAUCAUAUCAUAUCAUAUUUUGAUGCAGGUCCAUAUGUCCAUAUAGCUGUUGCUCUUGCGCAUAGCCUAAUUUGUUUUCUGUUAAGUUUUCUACGUUUCUAUUUUUGCAUUUAUAACCUCAAAGUCAUCUGCUAAAAUUUGUGACUCAUCAAAUAUAUCGAUCAUAGUUGCAAGAUCUGACCUAUUGAGUACAAUGCGCAUUUUUUGUAUCAGUGAUAUGUGAUUCAUGUGUUGACAACCAUGACGAUUUAUAUAUUUUUUGAGAAGUAUACUUGUGGACAAUGAAAUUCACCACAGGGAAAUUGAACAA